CGGCCGCCGUAGCACGGCCGACUCGAGCCACCGAGGCGCCAUGAAGCCUCCGCCCCGGCGUCGGGCGAUCCCGGCGCGCUACCUGGGCGAAACCACCCGACCCCCGGCCUGGAGCGCCCGCGAGAAGCGGCAGCUGCUCCGCCUCCUGCAGGCGCGGCGGGAACAGCCGGAGCCGGACGCCGCCGACCUGGCCCGGGAGCUGCCCGGCCGGAGCGCGGAGGAGAUCCAGACUUUCAUCGAGCUGCUUAAGAGCCGAGUGGUCCGGGAGGCCAUCAAGAGGCUGCGCCCCGGUAGCCCCCCGCCUGAGGACAGACAGACCCCGGCCCCCAUCGAGGUCUGGCUGGAUCUGGCCGAGAAGCUGAGCGGCCCGCCGCUGGAGGAAGCCCUGUCUACGGCCUUCUCACAGGUGCUCACCAUCGCGGCCACGGAGCCCCUCAGCCUCCUGCACUCCAAGCCCCCCAAAACCACCAAGGCCCGCGAGCCUCAGCUGUUUCUUAGCGCCCCUGCUGGACAGAAAGAAGCCACGGCCCAGACGGAUGGCCCCGCCCCUGGGGUGCCUGGCCCUGCCCCUGAAGCAUGUGGCUCCACCCAUGGAGCUCCAGGCCCCGCCCUCGAGUCCUCUGGCCCCGCCCCUGGAGCUCCAGGCCCUGCCCUAGAGUCCUCUGGCCCCGCCCCCGGAGCUCCAGGCCCCACCCUCAAGUUCUCUGGCCCCACCCCUGGAGCUCCAGGCCCCGCCCUAGAGUCCUCUGGCCCCGCCCCUGGAGCUCCAGGCCCCGCCCCCGAGUCAUCUGGUCCCGCCCUCCCGGGACCCCUCACUGUGGACUUUGAGAAGAUCUAUAAGUACCUGGCCUCUGUCUCCCGUGGCAACCAAGGACCUGAGCUCUCUGCGGCUGAGGCCGCUGUGGUUCUGGACCUGCUGCAGGCUCUUCCCCAGGAGCUGCCCCGCCUGCCCUGCGGGGCCCUGACAGAGCACCUGCUGGAUGCCUACGCCCACCUGACGGCCCCCCAGCCCCACCUGGACAUGGGGAGCCCGGAGCCCGGGAGUGAGGAUGCUGGGGCGCCCUCCCAGGCCCCCGAGGACACGGGGCCCGGGGCGCCCGGGACUGCGUGGCAGGCCACCGGGGUCUGUCCCCUGAACCCUUUCCUCGUGCCCCUGGGGCUCCUAGGACAGGUGGACACCCCUGUGAGGUGAGGGGGCCAUGGUUGCCGCCGCCAGCAGGACCCUGGAAUUCCCACUCAGAAGCAGAAAGGCACAGAGGCUCAGCCUCUGGGGAGCAGCGAGGCUGCUGGGAUCCGCCAUCGUCAUCCACGCCACCCCUCUCCAGCUCCUCUCUGGAGCCGGCGCACCGUGAAUAAAGUUGGCUCCGUCCGCC
Molecule: messenger RNA, 1373 nt
Organism: Erinaceus europaeus (western European hedgehog)
Lineage: Eukaryota; Metazoa; Chordata; Mammalia; Eulipotyphla; Erinaceidae
Gene: SNAPC2
Product: small nuclear RNA activating complex polypeptide 2
Exons: 5
Coding region: 41-1192 (383 amino acids)
Biological process (GO): snRNA transcription
Cellular component (GO): nuclear body
Molecular function (GO): RNA polymerase II general transcription initiation factor activity
Source: RefSeq, a predicted model, not a curated record